Molecule: messenger RNA, 459 nt
Organism: Sorex fumeus (smoky shrew)
Lineage: Eukaryota; Metazoa; Chordata; Mammalia; Eulipotyphla; Soricidae
Product: phospholipase A2-like
Exons: 4
Coding region: 1-459 (152 amino acids)
Biological process (GO): arachidonate secretion; phospholipid metabolic process; lipid catabolic process
Molecular function (GO): phospholipid binding; calcium ion binding
Source: RefSeq, a predicted model, not a curated record
AUGAAGCUGCUCGUACUGGCCGCCUUGCUCACAGUGGCCAACACAGCGGAAGAAGCCAGCUUGAGGGCAUUUUGGCAGUUCAGCAACAUGAUCUCCUGUCUGAUCCCUGACAACUUGCCUUAUUUCUCGCCUUAUUUCACAUUUAACAACUACGGCUGCUACUGUGGCAGGGGUGGAGAGGGCACCCCCGUGGACGAACUGGACAGGUGCUGCCAGGCACACGACAGGUGCUGGGGCCAAGCCGUGGAGCUGGGACACUGCAGAUCUCUCCUGGGCUUAAUGACUUUACUGAAACCAUACUCCUACUCCUGCACCGACAGCGACAUCACCUGCAGUAGCGAGAACAAUCCCUGCGAGGAUUUCCUCUGCAAAUGUGACCGCACUGCCGCCAUGUGCUUUGCCAAUGCCCCAUACAACAAGGAGUACAAGAACCUGGACAAAAAGUUCUGCAAGGAAUGA